AUGUUCAACAAUGUGAGUGAUGUUUUCGUAGUGGGCACGAAUGGAGGAAAGUUGAUAAUCUACACAAUAUCAGACCAACCUAGAGCUGAGGAUGUCUGCAAAUUGCAGGCGUCGUCAGCUCGCCUUAUCAUAUUUACCGAGGAGCAAAUCCGCAGCCUUUAUCUCCCUAGCCUGAAACCAACCCGAUAUAAAUUGAAACUCACUAGUACUGAGGGACUACGAAUUCGGAAGGCUUCAAUUGUCACCCUUCAUAACUCGACCGACAUUGCCGGAAUAUCAUCAAUGCUAAUAACACCUUAUGGGGAGUUGUUGUUCCUCAGGCAAGGAGGAUCCGAGUUACAACGUGCCACUAUAUCCGAACAUUCGCUGCCAUGGACGGUGCCAUGUCAAGGAAAAACAUGGCCCGAACCUGUAACCUCACGUUCCGAAUCCCUCGCUUAA
This is a messenger RNA of Strongylus vulgaris, 441 nucleotides long. NCBI's taxonomy places the organism in Eukaryota, Metazoa, Nematoda, Chromadorea, Rhabditida, Strongylidae. The record is from the annotation of a GenBank genome assembly.